This is a messenger RNA of Acanthoscelides obtectus, 5838 nucleotides long. Lineage: Eukaryota; Metazoa; Arthropoda; Insecta; Coleoptera; Chrysomelidae. The record is from the annotation of a GenBank genome assembly.
AUGGACGCUCACAACUCGCAACGAUCCUAGCAAACGUGGAAUGUGGAAUGACUGUUAGUACGCUAAAAGCUACCUAGUCUGCAAGAUUAUAUUUUAUAGGUUUUUUUGACGUUUUAUAGCUUUUUUACAUAAUACCCGUGCGGGAUGGUGGUGGUGGUGGGAUCGCUUAGGAAUCCGUGUUCCUGUUUCUGCUUAAGCAUUUUUGCGUUCCAGUCUAGUGCUACAUUCUUUAAAAUAACGUUAAGUACAUCCACUACAUGACGUCAUACGCAUAAUGGUGCUGGGCCGCUAGAUGCACUCGAUUGAAAACAAGUUGAGAACUGGUUGAAAACGUAAACGCACAAAAAACAAUAUACUCUGAAAAAACCUAAACGGUUUGGAGCUUUUAGACAUUUGUCACAUGUCAAAGCACACGUCAUGUGACAUCUGUCAAGCGACCCCUCCCAUUCCAUUUCAGUGUAUAUGUUUUGUGGUUCCAUGUCAUGUGCUCAUUGCCUUUCUAAAAUAUUAUUAUUUUCUUUGUUUUUAUUUGAAUUUUUUGUAUGUUUGUUAAUCAGUGUGUGUUAAUGUCCUAUUUUCAUUUGUCACGAUUACGGAGGCCUCUGACCUCCAAUAUAUAGUGCAUUUUUCAACAAAUCUAGAAUAGUUAAAAACAACCAAUUGGAUUCCAACAGCAUCAAUUUACAACUCUUAUCUUGAUUGUGAUGUAAAAAGUGAGCACCGAUUUAUCUCACUUCACAUCCCAUUGUAACUGAGGUGGCUUCCACAUUAUGAUCUGCAAAACGCACCUUUUUGCUAAAAAUUAAAAAGUGAUCAAGAGGCACAAAAGGAUGGCUACAAUAUGGAGAGUUCUAACAAGAAAAAAAGUUCUGGAUGAGGGAUCUAUAGAAGAAACUAGACUAUCUAGAGUGUUGAAUACAUAUGACCUGACAGCUUUGGGAGUAGGCAGUACAUUGGGGGUUGGUGUAUAUGUUUUAGCUGGACACGUUGCUAAGGAUACUGCAGGACCAUCUGUGGUUUUAUCAUUCUUGAUAGCUGCAGUGGCUUCAUUGUUUGCAGGUCUUUGCUAUGCAGAAUUUGGAGCUAGAGUACCAAAAGCUGGAUCUGCUUAUAUUUAUAGCUAUGUAUGUGUAGGAGAAUUUGUAGCAUUUGUCAUAGGAUGGAACUUGAUUCUAGAAUAUGUAAUUGGCUCAGCUAGUGUUGCUAGAGGGUUGAGCUUGUAUUUGGACACAUUGAUAAAUAACACUAUGCAAAAUACUUUUAUUGAGAUAGCUCCCAUAGACAUUCCCUACUUAUCAAAGUAUUUUGACUUUUUUGCAUUUAGUGUAUCAGUUGUACUGGCAGUUGCCCUAGCGAUGGGGAUUAAGGAAAGCAGCUUUGUAAACAACAUUAUGACCAUCCUUAAUAUAACUGUGAUUCUGUUUGUAAUUAUUGCUGGAUCUAUCAAAGCUGAUAUCGCAAACUGGGAAGUAGAUCCAUCAAAAGUGAUUAAUGGAACUCAUGUGGGAAAAGGUGGAUUUUUUCCUUUUGGAAUUGAAGGAAUGAUAAAAGGUGCAGCUACUUGCUUCUAUGGAUUUGUUGGGUUUGAUUGUAUUGCCACCACAGGUGAAGAAGUGAGAAAUCCAAAGAGAGCUAUACCAAUAUCUAUCAUGGUGUCACUGUUCAUUAUCUUCAUGGCAUAUUUUGGAACAUCUACUGUCGUCACCUUGAUGCUCCCAUAUUAUGAACAGAAUCCUGAUGCUCCCAUACCUUAUGCCUUCGAGGCUGUGAAUUGGAAUGUUGCCAAAUGGAUAGUUUCUAUCGGGGCAAUAUUUGGACUUUGUGCAAGUUUAUUUGGAGCUAUGUUUCCACUGCCAAGAGUGAUCUUUGCGAUGGCUGAGGAUAGCAUGGUAUUCAGGUUUUUGGGACAUGUACAUUCAAGAUUUCAGACACCCUUCAUUGGUACUUUAUUAGCUGGAUUAUUUACAGGUCUAAUGGCAGCUUUAUUUGAACUAAAACAGCUGGUUAACAUGAUGUCAAUAGGAACAUUGUUGGCCUAUACAAUUGUUGCAGCUAGCGUAUUGAUCUUGAGAUAUUCUGUUGAGUAUCGGCCACGGUAUCUUCUGCUGCAAACAUCAGACAGCGAAGAUGAAAUAUACUCUGAAGACAAAACCAUUCCUGCUCCUACAGAGUCUGUUGAAACCAGUGAUCUUCUAACAUAUGAGGACAGCGGCAGCAUCAUGGGGCAAAUUUUUAAUUGCGGACGACGUAGCCAACCUACUAAAUUAUCUGAGAAAAUUGCGACUAUCGAUUUAUCAAUAUAUUGUGUAAUGUGUAUUUUUAUCGGCGUAUGUGCAAUUUAUAUGAAGGAGCCAAUAGUAGAUGGAGAAGUCUGGGCGAUAAGUUUGACUUCAGUGGCAGUACUUUUAGCUGUUAUUGUGAUGAUGUCUCUAGUGACGCAACCUACUUCAAGAAAGGAAUUAUCCUUUAAGGUACCUGCUGUUCCACUUAUACCAGCUUUAAGUAUUUUGACGAAUAUAUACCUGAUGCUUAUGCUUGAUUCGCACACGUGGAUAAGAUUUGCCGUUUGGAUGGCUGUAGGACUCCCAAUUUACUGUUUUUCUCACAAACCAUACACUGAAGCGCAAAAAAGAGCUGUGAACGUAACAGAUGAUAAGAAAAAUGGCGUGGCCAAUGGGAUUUCUCACUGCUACAUCAACAACGGAUAUGAACAUACGGAAAAAACAUCGGGGGGUUCUCCGAUUAACAAUAAUAAUAUUACCAGUGAGAUCGAACAGGAGUUAGAAAAGUUAGAUGAAAUGUUGGACAAAGUAGUUGGUUCUAACCCCAUGUCACGUGAUCUGUCUGUUGAGUCUGAUCUAUGUUCUGCUUUUUGUGUUGAAACUCAUUCUGUUCGCGAUCUCAAUGAAUCAUCUGUCGUGCCUUCAGCCAUUUUGACUGUGGGUGCAGAAAGCGAUUCAUCCGUUCAAGUCGGUAUCGAUAACAGGAUACAGACGGUCGUUGAUAUUGAACAUCACAAGGAUGAAAAUAGCGAUCACUCAGCAAAAGGUAAUGAGGUGAAGAGCCUGAAGGGAGAAAAAGAACAUACUGUUGAGAAAACGAAAGUUAUACAUAACCACAAUAAGGAAACGGAAGACCUUGAUAAGAUUGAGGUUGUCCAUGAAGACAAAGUUAUUAUCGACACAUACGCAUGUUCAGCCGAUGAAAGUAUUGGUGGGAAAACAAAUGAUGCAAUUGAUAAUGCCAUUGCUCUAAAUCUGAGGUCCGUGGAAGAUGAUGGCAUUCUAAAAGCUAGUCGUUAUAAAGCAAAUAGUGGUGCGAUUAAAACUUGUGAUGACGAUAAUGAUGAUUUUGAAAAAAGGAGUAAAGAUUCGGACGAAAAUCUGAUUGAACAAACAGAUGCCAAUACUACAACUCAGAAGUCUACCGAGAAUCUAACCAAUAUAAUGGUAGAUGACAGUGAACCAACUGAGACAUUGAAAUCUGCUUCUCACGUAGAAGAUAAUAUUUCUACCAAUGCUGAUACAUUACCAAGAGCAUCAUUGUCUCUAGCAAUAAAAAUUGGAGGUUGGAAUGACAGCCAUAAUGAUAUGCAAUUGAGAGAAAAGUCUCCCACGCCUUCCCUAGAACCUGACGAUGAAAAUUUGAAAGUCGGUUCCCCAAAGUAUAAGGUAUUCAUCGACAAUCUUAACAAUAAGCUCAGUCGACAUAGUGUCAUACCUUCAGUGUUUUCAUUCUCCAAUAAAACAAAAAAAGAUGUAGGUCAACGAAACACCUUGGAUGGUGAAAUGAAAAUCAACGAAAAUGUUUUGGAAGAAAGUAUCAACACAGCUGUAGCUAGAGAAAAAUUACUCGCAUUUAUCAAUGCUGGCCAUAGUUCCCCAGGAGCUUUUCAGAAACGCCAAGAUUCAAAUUUAAAUUCUUCUGAAAUGGAUUAUGGUCAAAAUGAUGACAAUACCAGCGACCCCAAUGGUGAAGCUUAUUUUGAUGCAAUUGAUAAUAUGGAUGAAGUAAACUACAUAGAUUCUGAAAACACUAAACACAUUGCAAACGACUUGGUAAAACAUCCUAAGGCUUUUAAAAGCGAUGGCGUUGAUGAAGAUACUGACGAUUACACGGUUCAUAAAUAUAGGAUGCAGAACGUAUUUAGAAGCGUUAAUCUGAAACGAAAGGACUCAAUGGAUACAGAUAAAUCCGAAAUGAAAGCAAAUACUGUUGCUUCGAUCAACAAUAAUAAACAUAAACAACAUGUGAAUGAAAUAUUUAACAAUGAUACAACCAGUACUAAGGAAGUUACUUCAGAAAAGCCAAGUGACGAAAAUGUUGAUGACUAUACUCUUCACAAAGCCAGAAUGCAAAAUGUAUUUCGAAGUGUACAUCUGAAAAGAAACGACUCAUUGGACUCGGAAAAAUCCGAUUUGAGGAAGAAAUCGAAAACUAUAUCGUUAAUUAAUGAAGAUAAGGUAAGGCACAGACAAGCUAUGGGCGAUAUUUUCAAGGCCAUUAAUAUGAAUAGAAAAGGCAGUUCUGAUUUAACUGAAUAGAUAUAAUUGAACAGAAAUCUAAUUCAAGAUAAUUAACUGACAGAUAGCACAAUGUCUGCAGGUGUAGCUGAUGUGAUGAAAUAAUCAUGGUUUGACAGAGUGUCUUGUCACUGCUACCUCUAUUUCCGGUGCGCAAAUUUUCAGCAUGUGUUUUCCUUUUUGUGCUUCUGUGGAGCUUUUGUGGGUGUUUUCAACCAUACACAUACAUGUAAUCACUUUGUGGUGAGACAAUAGAGUGUAUUCACAAUCGAAUUGUAAUCUGCACAAUAUGCAUAUAACUUUCAGUUGCUUAUUAUUAAGGUAAUAUGUGAUAACGUAAAAUCUUACAUCAUUCCUAUCAUCAUGUUGGCAUAUUGAUGUUAUUAAUGUAUUUUCGUCUAUCAACGCUUUUGCUUACUAACAGUUUUCGUAGCAGUGCUAACUCUGUCUAAAUGCGUUUUAAUGGGUCAUCACCAACGAAUUUGAAUAGAUUAGGAGCCAAACAUAUAUGUUUAGAUUGCAUUGUUUGUCAAGAUUAGUUUUAGUCCAUACUUUUGAUUCAUUCAUCUACAAAUGCCUACCAAAGUGACCAGUGUUGACACAUAAUAAUAAUAAUAUACUUUCUGGUGGAAACGUCUACCUUCAUUAGGCUUGUGCCGCUCUUUGCAAAUUAUGUAAGAAGUACCAUGUCUAAAACCACAAUUAUCUGCAAAGACUCACACUUUUAAAAAAUAACCCUAAAUAUACGAAUUUAAUGACAGAACUGUAAAAAAUUGACUCAUGACAGGUACACUUUAAUCCUCACUACAGAUUAUGAAAAUUCGGAACAAACCCUUGACUGGCUCCUACCUAGACUGAAUUCGUUGGUUACUAUGUAUUGUUUCCAUAAUUGUUGUAGCUUGUUUUUCAAGUUUAUUGUGUUAUUGAGCUACGGGUAGCUGAAGUACCUGAAUCCCAGUGAGAUUGAACGUAUUCUGCUGCGAUCCAUUUAUACACCUAGAUAUAUGUAACACUUAUGAACUUGAAAUAUCCACUUGCCCUUUGAAUUUGGUGGUUUAUGUUCCUUAAGGUCGCACGUCCCUAUUUUCGCUUUUUUUAGCAACAGUAUUCGAAAACCUUUUCAUCUGAUUACUUCAUGAUGUUUAUAGAGGUGACUAAAAACAUCAUUUUAAUUUUAUUUCAUGAUAAAAUGCAUUUUUUUGUGGAUUUUUUCUUCGAUCGUAACUUGUUAACAAAUACUAGUACAGCUCUGGAAUUGUAUGUGAAUAUUCCACUUUUAUGGAUGAAUGAAACAAGUGAUUACUUUUAUGCUUAU